AUGAUCUGUCCUGUCCUACCCUGUCAUGUCCCCGUGUCCCACCCUGUCCUGUCCUACCCUGUCCCACCUGGGCCCACCCUGUCCUGUCCUACCCUGUCCCACUCCCCGUCCCACCCUGUGGGCCCUCGUCCUACCGGGUCCCCCCUGUCCUGUCCCACCCUGUCCCGUCCUACCCUGUCCCGUACCGUAUUCUCAGUGAGUCUCUCUGCUGGUCGACCUCCUUCCAAACCGUACCACUGCAACGACCAACUACUGCUUUCACACACUGCAGCGACGAGCACACGCUACGGCCCGCCCCACACCAGUCCUGCCCACACCAGGCCCGCCUACACCAGGUCCGCCUCUCUGCCUGUCAGACAGUUUGUUGUGUAUGGCCCGGUGCCCCGGUUAACGGUGCACCACAGCUCCAUCAGGACGAAGCAGCACCGAGCCCCAGGCGGUGCAGUUACCCAGCCUGCCCUCACAUCCCCCCUCUCUAACACCACAGCUCCAUCAGGACGAAGCAGCACCGAGCCCCAGGCGGUGCAGUUACCCAGCCUCCCCUCACAUCCCCCUGCCCUCCUCUCUAACACCACAGCUCCAUCAGGACGAAGCAGCACCGAGCCCCAGGCGGUGCAGUUACCCAGCCUCCCCUCACAUCCCCCUGCCCUCCUCUCUAACACCACAGCUCCAUCAGGACGAAGCAGCACCGAGCCCCAGGCGGUGCAGUUACCCAGCCUCCCCUCACAUCCCCCUGCCCUCCUCUCUAACACCACAGCUCCAUCAGGACGAAACAGCACCGAGCCCCAGGCGGUGCAGUUACCCAACCUCCCCUCACAUCCCCCUGCCCUCCUCUCUAACACCACAGCUCCAUCAGGACGAAACAGCACCGAGCCCCAGGUGGUGCAGUUACCCAGCCUCCCCUCACAUCCCCCUGCCCUCCUCUCUAACACCACAGCUCCAUCAGGACGAAGCAGCACCGAGCCCCAGGCGGUGCAGUUACCCAGCCUCCCCUCACAUCCCCCUGCCCUCCUCUCUAACACCACAGCUCCAUCAGGACGAAGCAGCACCGAGCCCCAGGCGGUGCAGUUACCCAGCCUCCCCUCACAUCCCCCUGCCCUCCUCUCUAACACCACAGCUCCAUCAGGACGAAGCAGCACCGAGCCCCAGGCGGUGCAGUUACCCAGCCUCCCCUCACAUCCCCCUGCCCUCCUCUCUAACACCACAGCUCCAUCAGGACGAAGCAGCACCGAGCCCCAGGCGGUGCAGUUACCCAGCCUCCCCUCACAUCCCCCUGCCCUCCUCUCUAACACCACAGCUCCAUCAGGACGAAGCAGCACCGAGCCAAAGGGGGUGCAGUUACCCAGCCUCCCCUCACAUCCCCCUGCCCUCCUCUCUAACACCACAGCUCCAUCAGGACGAAGCAGCACCGAGCCCCAGGCGCUCCAUCAGGACGAAGCAGCACCGAGCCCCAGGCGGUGCAGUUACCCAGCCUCCCCUCACAUCCCCCUGCCCUCCUCUCUAACACCACAGCUCCAUCAGGACGAAGCAGCACCGAGCCCCAGGCGGUGCAGUUACCCAGCCUCCCCUCACAUCCCCCCUGCCCUCCUCUCUAACACCAGCUG
Oncorhynchus tshawytscha (Chinook salmon) is the source of this 1604-nucleotide messenger RNA. RefSeq names its product leucine-rich repeat extensin-like protein 5. The transcript has 4 exons. NCBI's taxonomy places the organism in Eukaryota, Metazoa, Chordata, Actinopteri, Salmoniformes, Salmonidae. The record is from RefSeq and is a predicted model, not a curated record. The annotation marks the transcript as partial.